AUGUCGGCCUUGCAGACGUUCAUGCUGGUCGUUGACCAUGACAAGCAGGAAGCUAGACAGAUUGCCGAGCGAGUUGCCCAAGAUGUGGAGAGCAGGAAGACGACCCUCGUUGAAAUCGUACAGUCUCUGGGAGAAUAUAUCAAUGACGAAGACCCACUCCUCCGGGGCAAGGCCGUUUCCUACCUGACCGCAGUGAUUAAAGCCCUUCCUCCGAAGUUUCUCACGAGACAACAAGUUCAGGUCCUGACGACGUUCUUUUGUGACCGUAUUGAAGAUGGGGGUGCUGUUGCUGGACUCGAGACAUUGCAGAAGUCGGAUAGGUUUACAAAGAGCAUGGCCGCGGAAUUGGCGAUGGCGCUUUUUGCGAACUUCGGUUCCCUGCAGUCUCGGGCUCAAUCCCAAAGAUUCCAGGUUUACCAGUUGCUAAAUGAACUAAUGUCCAAUCACAGAGCCGUCUUACACGAAAUGGGUGAUACAUCUCUUGUUGGGACAGUUGAUCUCAUGACAGGCGAGAAGGACCCGCGCAAUCUUAUGCUGGUAUUCUCUAUUUUGAAGGUGAUCAUGGUUGAAUGGGAUAUUUCAAACCAUGUCGAGGUUUUGUUUGAUUCUGUCUACAACUACUUUCCUAUCACAUUCAGGCCACCGCCCAAUGAUCCCUAUGGGAUCACCGCUCAAGAUUUGAAAGACCGCUUGCAGGACUGCAUUUCUUCGACGAGUCACUUCGCUCCGCAUGCUAUCCCGUCAUUGUUGGAUAAGCUGGAUUCAACUUCCCCGAAUGUUAAGAAAGAUGCACUCAACGCGUUAAUCGCUUGUAUCGGUUUAUAUAACGCGGAUACCGUGUCAACGUAUUCAAUCACAAUAUGGGAGACUCUGAAGUUUGAGAUUCUAAACGCUCAAGAAGAAUUUCUAUCCGAACUUUCACUUCAGGCUUUGCAUGAUAUAGCAAAACGUUUAUCGGAGGGUGUGACGGAAAUAUCCGACCAGUUGCCUCUGGCUCACUACCUACGACCGAUAACUAAAGAAUGUAAUGAGCAGUUGCGAGAGCCCCAGCAAAAACAAGCCAGACCCGCCCAGCAGAUUCUGAAAGCCAUAUCCGAGGCCUCUGCAGCCUCCUUUACCCUCAUUGUGCAGGUUGUCGUUGCGCCUCUCCUGACACUUUACCAGGGAGCCGACGGGAUCACAAAACAGCGUGCCCUUCUGGAAACAUUAACAUUGUUCUUCGAAUCCGCAAUCGCAGUAUUUGGAGAGUGGACAACGAGGGAUCCUGCCGUAUCUGCCGAGAAUCCUCUAAUAGAGUUUAAAGACCAAUUCUCGGAAAUAUUCGGCCAGGCCUUGAUGGGCACAGUUAAAGAAGAGGUUUCCUUCCGCAUCUCUGCUCUAAGAGGGUUCUUGCGCCUGUCAAUCGUGCGCGACUACUUCCAUGAUUCCGAGAUUGGUCUAUUCGUGCAAUAUCUUAACGAGAUUCUCUUAAAGGAAGAGUCAGUCGGCCGCGAUGACCUGAAAAAAGAAGCCAUUUCCGCCCUGGCUGAGAUCUCAAAACAUCAACCACGGCUAAUAAUGGACAUUACAUUCCCAGCCUUCGUGGCAACGCUCCCUGACUCUGAUGAAGGGGCGGAGUCCAAUUAUAUUCCGACUCUCGAAACUCUGGCGCAGAUAAGUGUUGAGAAGGCCAUUUUCGAGACAUUGGUACGCCGACUACUAACUAAGUUGUCGCUACUGUUGCAGAAGGAGGAGCCAGGAUCUGCUGCCUACCCAAGAGCUAUUCUCUUGACGAUCUUCUAUGUUAUGAACCAGAGGGAACUAGAAGGCGACUCAAGUCUGGAUAUGUACUAUGACAAAAUAGUGGUUGCUAUGUGCCAACGCGCAGCCGCAACGGCUUCAGGUAAAGCGGCCAAUAACGUCCUGGCCGAUCCUACGGUUUUGGACAUUUUGGGAAGGCUCUGUAACAUCAUAGUUAGAGCCCUUCCAAGAUCAAAACAGGAUGAAGUUACGAAGAACAUCUACACUUUAUUCGCUUCUCCUGGUGACUUCCGGCCUGUUCCAUUCACGCAGUCGUCGACCGACCAGCGACGCACAAUGAUCCUGUCGAGUUACCUCCUGGCCGGUCUACCAGCAGACUCUACUCUGCCUCAUGGGAUUUCCGAGCUUCUCUCAAGCACCGUGAAGCUCUCGAUAAACGAAACCGAACCACCCACCCAGAUCGCGAUCCUUCGCCAUGUUGCACUCCUCGUGAACAAGUUCCUUCUCAAACCAGAGCUUGGAGUAGCAACCAGUUUACUCGACUCCCUUCUCUCUGGUGAAACUACCGCCACAGAGUCUCAAAGCCCAGAGACCGUCAAGACGAUAUUUUGGCUCUCCAAGGCCCUCAUUCUCAGACUCGCUCCUACAACAACCCAAAUACUUACUUCCAUUUUGUCUCUCCUGUCUUCUCCCUCUGAAAAAACAAGCACAACAGCCUCCCGCGGGUUUGGCAUCCUUCUCAAAGAUGAUGACGUCCUCUCCACCACAAACGGCGCCAACAUCCGCCUCCUGGCAAAACAGCGCGUCUUCACAACACUAAUUCCACUUAUCUCUUCCAAAAUUCGUGAAAUAAACAUCACAAACAACGCCGAUACUAAUACGGCGCCAUCCACAACAGAACACAUCAAGCCCGCACACCUAACAGCCCUCUCAGGAAUCCUAUCAACCAUCUCCGCCACCCUCGUCUUGCCCGAACUUCCCACACUCCUCCCCCUACUCUUACAAUCCCUUGACCUCCAAACAGCAGACUCACAGGCCGUCCGAGCUGCAACGCUACAGACGCUCGCCAUCAUCAUCCGUGAGAGUGGCGUCACAGUCAUAGACGAAUGCGGACACGUUCAAAGUCUCGUUUCGAGACUCCUCAAGACAGCCGAGCACAAGUCGUCCAGUGACGGAGAAGACGUAAAGAUAAACCCACCCCGACUUCGUGUUGACGCGCUCAGAUGUUUGUUCUUACUCGCGCAGCCGCCGAAUGCGGAGGGUGCUCCUGCUGUUGCGAAGAGCGGCAAAGCGUCACCUCUUCUGCCGGUGCGGAACCAGGUUCUUCGCGCUUUGGGGUUUGUUCUUGAUGACCCAAAGCGUGAUGUACGGAAAGCUGCUGUUGAUGCCAGGGGGGCUUGGUUGAGGGGUGUUGAUGCUGUUGAGGAGGAUGAUGAUUGA
Molecule: messenger RNA, 3180 nt
Organism: Aspergillus puulaauensis
Lineage: Eukaryota; Fungi; Ascomycota; Eurotiomycetes; Eurotiales; Aspergillaceae
Product: MET18/MMS19 family protein
Exons: 6
Coding region: 1-3180 (1059 amino acids)
Biological process (GO): iron-sulfur cluster assembly
Cellular component (GO): cytosolic [4Fe-4S] assembly targeting complex
Source: RefSeq, a predicted model, not a curated record